AUGCGGUGGAUGUUGAGUUCAACGGAAGAACAAUCCCAACUUCAAGAAUCACAACCUGAAGAAGCGGAAAAACAACCAGGCGAUUGCUGUUCCGUCAAGAGAACUCUCCGAGUGCUCAGACCAACCUCAGAGCAGCUGAAAUCUCUCAAUUUAAAGUUUGGUUGUAACUCUAUCGAAUACGCCGUCACAUCUUCCCUUCAAGGAACUCAAACCGUUAAGGGCUCAAUUUACUUCUGGCCAGCUCGAACUAAAAUUCUGAUUUCUGACGUCGAUGGCACAAUUACAAAAUCGGACGUCUUGGGACAGCUGUUUCCUGUUAUUGGUCGCGAUUGGUCUCAUGAAGGUGUUGCAAGGUUGUUCUCAAAGUGCGUUCGAAACAACUACAAAAUCAUUUAUCUAACGGCCCGAGCGAUUGGACAAGCUGAUCCCACACGUGACUACCUCUUCGGUCUUAGACAAGAACAAGCAGCGCAACUUCCAGAUGGACCGUUGAUUAUGAGUCCUGAUCGACUCUUCUCAUCAUUUCGAAGAGAAGUUAUUGAUAGAAAGCCUUAUGUCUUCAAGAUCGCUGCAUUAAAAGACAUUCGAAAUCUGUUUCCUCGAGACUACAAUCCCUUCUAUGCAGGAUUUGGCAAUCGUGAUACUGACCAUCGUUCAUACGUUCAUAUUGGAUGUCCAGAGGCUCGAGUCUUUAUAAUCGAUACUAAAGGAAAAUUACAUCAUGUCAAUCACACUUACGCUCAGACUUAUGCAUCAAUGAGUGAUAUGGUUGAGCACAUGUUUCCUCCAGUGCCUUCGGAUUCGGGGGAUGGAGGUUAUCUAGGGGAAGAAGAACAGGUGAGAAGGCGAAAACGAUUAACUCCCGAAAAGUUUUACGAAUCAUGGACUGCUGAAGCGGCAAAUCGACGAUUACGACUCGAAGACGGAACCGAAAUCAUUGAUCGCUCCGGGUUAUUCAGCUGUUGUUCCCAACGCUCAUCCUCAACAUUCGCAGUCAAUGAAUGUGACACUGCGUCAACAACAUCGCAACAGCCGAAAGUGACGGUUCUUGAAAUUCCGAGCAGCAAUGAGAAAAAACAAGAACAGCAGACUGCCGUUCGAUCGAGUGAAAGAAGCAUCGGCAGCAAGGAAAGUCUUGAAAUCGAAACCACUCGGAUUGGAUAUGCGAUACGAGAUGCGAAAGCAGACCGCGAUACCUCCUUCAAUAUGCCAAGCCCAUUCUCAGAUGUGGGUGACAAUCAAAUCGAACAUCGAAGGAGAGAAGUUCGCGGAUCAAAACGGGAAGAAUGUAGUCGUUUCAACGAUCUGAAUUUUUGGAAAGUCGGUUAUGAAUUUUUGAAUGACGACGAGGAAGAUGAAGACUCGGAGGAUUUUUCAAUCCUUGAGGCGGAAAUGGCGCGAAUGCAAGCUGAUCAGGAAUCUCAAGAGAAGGCUUUGGUUCGUUUUGCCGAAGAGGGAACUGCCGAAGGACUUCAUACAGAUGACAUCCUAUCACCAGAACUUUCUCAUGAAAAUGAAUUAAUAGAGAAAAGUGAUGAAGAUGAAAUUACAAGUGAAGAUAAGGAUGCUGAAAUCUCUUGCGGAACGGAAA
Molecule: messenger RNA, 1591 nt
Organism: Condylostylus longicornis
Lineage: Eukaryota; Metazoa; Arthropoda; Insecta; Diptera; Dolichopodidae
Exons: 8
Molecular function (GO): phosphatidate phosphatase activity
Source: RefSeq, a predicted model, not a curated record